GACAGCUGUCGUCUUCGGUUUUCGUAAGACAAGGAAAAAUCGUACCUGCAGCAAGUUUUCACUGCUCUCUUGAAAAGGAGAUUUCUAAUUUUCUUUUCAAGCGCCACACUAAAGCCACGACGAAUUGUGCUUGCGGGUAACGCUGCGCUAGUGGGGUUUGGCUGCUGCUGCUGUGGGUGGUGGUGGUGUACGAGGAGGUGGGGAGAUCUGCGCCGUGUUUUGGUUCGGGCUAGCUGGAGUAGUUCGCUGGAAGAGUGUAGAGUGGAAGGCAAGAGUGAGCUGCUGCUGUAUCAUAGUUCUUUGCCGUGCUGCUGACCAGUCAGUCCAGUAGCGAAAUCACGUUUCCCAGCCACCGUUCACCACCGCACAAAAUGUCCAGCAAGAAGGAGGAAAUCGCCGACAGUUGGGAAGAGAUCGACGAAGAGCGGUUGGCCAACGCGAUAACGAUACUGAAAAACUCCACCAGCCCCGGCACGGAACAGACGGACAGCGCUAAGCCACCGAGCGCGCCGUCGGGAAACGCGGCUCGGCAGAACUCUCUACCGCAGAUGCUGGAGGAGGAGCUGCGCCCGAAGAUGGUGGUCCGGCCGAUGCAAAUUCUGAAGCGCCCACAGAGCAGCGGUGGGUCGGAAGGGAAGAGCCCGGCCGACAGUAAGCCCAAGACACAGAUCAAAUCACUCGAUCAAAGGAGACAGGAGUAUGCCGAGGCUCGGUUGCGUAUCCUCGGUUCGGCUCAUGACGACGAAGAAGCUGAAACGAAGAAAAAUACUCCUGCAACAAACGGAUAUCGAGUAAACAAUGUUAACAACAACAACAGCUCCAGUGGGAAUGGUAGUUCCAAUCCAGCUAGCGGGAGCGUUGGUCCAGGCGCUGGUGGUGGUGGUAGUGGAGUUGGUGGAGAAGUAAUGGCCGGGAAUGGUGCAAAUAACAAUGCGUCAAACGUUUACCGCUAUCACUCACCGUACCGGCAACAGGCCCCGAUUGGAACGUUUCCUCCAGCGAUGCAAAAUGGGCCGCCGGGUCGGGCGGCACAGGCCGGUCCGGGUCUGUACUACUCAACACCCAAUCUUCACCACCAUCCACACCAUCCGCACCAUCCCAUGCACGGUACCCACCCGAUGCAUCAUCCGUUUCCGCCGAUGGCACAGCACCACCACCAUCAUCAUCAGCAGCAACAGCAGCAGCAACAACAACUCAGUAGCCAUCCGUACCAACACCAGCAACACUUUGCCCCGCUGCUUAAUCAUCAGCCCGCGGGAGGCGGUCGUGAUGGCGCAUGGUACGCCGGGGGCCGUAACGGUGGCAACGUACCCGGCGCGGCCGGAUACUACCCCGGCAAGGGAUACGGCGAAGGGGGUGGACCGAUGUCUUCGCCACUGCUGGGACAUGCACCGCCCGGUGUCAUCCCCAACCAUACGAUGCCGUACAGUGGUGGAGCUAGUGGAGUGUUCGCGCAAGCUAACUCCCACGGCAGUACCGGAGGAUCAAAUGUCGUUUCGAAUCAACACGUGCUACGUUUGCCUGCCGGGCCGGAUGGUUCCCAAGGUUUCAACAUGAGACGGUAGCCAACUGCUGCCGGUGAAGGUGGUCGUCGUGCCGAUGGCGGUGGUGGUGGUGGUGGCGGUUGUGGUGGUGGUGGUGGUGGUAGACGGUGAUAUUCUUCUGACCAUCUUUCCGAGCUCUAACACACUCAAAGCUGCCACGAAAUGUAUAAACGUGAUUUUGCAUUCGGUUUCCAAGUUCGACUCGGGCGGCGAUGUGUUGUAGCACAAUGAUGCUAUUGGCCAGCGAGCGAAUAUGUUGAAACGCGGUAUAGUUUUACCCCUUAUUUUGGUUUCUCCGUUACCGAGACAGCUGCUAUAGCAUAGAACCUUUCCUCAUUACUCUUUUUUUAAUGUUUCCAUAAACCCAUUUUCAUUUCUUAUUCAUUACUCUACUGAUUACUGCUUACUCUGGGCGAGCUGCAUUGCGCUCGCUGUGUUAAAUCACGUAACUGGCAGCGCGAGCAGCUUCCCUCUUCCUUAUCGCGUUUAUGAAUCCGCAUGUGUGCUUGCUUGUCUUGUAACAAAAAAGCAAAGCAUGUGUAACUGCUUCACACGGAGACGCGUUUGAAUUAAAAGAGAGACACGAUGCAUGUCCCCGCUAGCGCCACCAGAGACAAGAAGGUGAGAGGAGGGGGGGACAUUGCAUUCACGAAAGCCUCUAACCCGUUCUAGUGCUAAGGACACCUUUGUUAGUGUGUACAGUGUUAGUUAAUGUGUACACAUUGGCGCUAAAGGAAAGGAAAAAACAACAACAAUCAUUUGCGUAUAUAUUUUUAAUGUUUUUUUUUUUAAAUAUGUGUAGUAUGAGUUAUGUAUAAAAUGCGUUAUAAAUAAUGAUACUGGUGCAACUGAAGAAA
Molecule: messenger RNA, 2401 nt
Organism: Anopheles arabiensis
Lineage: Eukaryota; Metazoa; Arthropoda; Insecta; Diptera; Culicidae
Product: protein KOKOPELLI
Exons: 3
Coding region: 372-1565 (397 amino acids)
Source: RefSeq, a predicted model, not a curated record